Messenger RNA from Linum trigynum, 1050 nucleotides. The record is from the annotation of a GenBank genome assembly. Lineage: Eukaryota; Viridiplantae; Streptophyta; Magnoliopsida; Malpighiales; Linaceae.
AUGAAUCUCUCGUUAUCUUCUCCCACUUCUCAAUCGUCUUCCUCGUCUCCGUCCGCAUCUUCGUCUUCCGCCGGCGGCGGGGCAGCCUCAUGGUUCUCCGGCAUUGUUCGCGGCCGUGCUGAUAGGUCCGCGAGCAUGAAACCGGCCGGUAAUUUGCCCGCUGCCGAGAAUGAUGGACCGAUCAAAGGCAAGAACCAGUUCCGCGGUUUGAUGUUCAAGUACGGCCCCAAGGCGAUUCAGGUUGCAUUCAAAACGGGGGAACAUAAACAACAAGUCAUUUUCAUUGGUGGAUUGACAGACGGUUUUCUUGCAACUGAAUAUUUGGAACCUCUUGCAAUUGCCCUGGAUAGGGAGAAAUGGUCUCUUGUUCAGUUUCUCAUGUCAUCAUCAUAUAGUGGAUUUGGCACUUCCAGCUUAAAACAAGACUCCGCGGAGCUAGAUCAGCUGAUAAGUUAUUUCAUCAACAAAGAAAACUCUGAGGGAGUGAUUCUUCUCGGGCAUAGUACUGGUUGUCAGGAUAUUGUGCAUUACUUGCGUUCCAAUGCUGCAUGCUGUAGAGCAGUACGUGGUGCCAUUUUGCAGGCUCCAGUUAGUGAUCGGGAGUACAAAGCAACUCUACCUGAAACAGCUGCUAUGAUUGAUUUGGCUUCAUCUAUGAUAGCAGAAGGCAAGGGAUCAGAAUUAAUGCCCAGAGAAGCUGAUCCCUGUGCUCCAAUAACUGCUUACAGGUAUCACUCACUUUGUUCCUAUAUGGGCGAUGACGACAUGUUUAGCUCUGAUCUGAGCGACGAUCAACUAAGACUCAGGCUUGGGCACAUGUGCAACACACCUUGCCAGGUUAUCUUUUCGAUGGGCGAUGAAUAUGUGCCAGAAUAUGUCGACAAAAAAGCCUUGGUACAAAGGCUGUGCAGAGUAAUGGGAGGGGCGGGGAAAGUUGAAAUCGACCAUGGAAAUCACUCACUUUCGAAUAGAGUCGAUGAGGUUGUGAAGGCAGUCAUGGAUUUCGUCAAUGGAGAAGGUCCCAAAGGCUGGGAUGAUCCAUGGGCUUAA